ACAGCAGCAACAACAACUACUUCUGCUCUGACAACGACAGCAACAACAACACCUGCUCCAACAACCACGACUGCGGCAACAACAACACCUGCUCCAACAACAACAGCAGCAACAACAACUACACCUGCUCCAACAACAACAAGUGCAGCAACAACUACACCUGCUCCGACAACAACGACAGCAGCAACAACUACAACUGCUCCAACAACAACAGCAGCAACAACAAUACCUGGUCCGACAACAACAACAGCAGCAACAAUUACACCUGCUCCAACAACAACAACAGCAACAACAACUACACCUGCUACAACAACUGAAGCAACAACUACACCUUCUCCGACAACAACGACAGCAGCAACAACAACUACUUCUGCUCCAACAACAACAACUACAGCAACAACUACACCUACUCCAACAACAAGUAUGUCAACAACGACAACUACAGCAACAACACCUGCUCCAACAACCACGACCGUGGCAACAACAACACCUGCUACAACAACAACGACUGCUGCAACAACUACACCUGCUCCAACAACGAGAACUGCAGUAACAACAACACCUGCUCCAACAACCACGACUGCGGCAACAACAACACCUGGUCCAACAACAACAGCAGCAACAACAUCUACACCUGCUCCAACAACAACAACUGCAGCAACAACUACACCUUCUCCGACAACAUCGACAGCAGCUACAACUACACCUGCUUCAACAACAACAACUUCAUCAACAACAACACCUGCUCCGACAACAACGACAGCAGCAACAACUACACCUGCUCCAACAACGACAACUACAGCAACAACAACACCUGCUCCAACAACAACGACUGCUGCAAUAACGACAGCAGCAACAACUACUUCUGCUCUGAUAACGACAACGACAGCAACAACUACACCUGCUCCAACAACGACAACUGCUGCAACAACAACACCUGCUCCAACAACAACGACUGCUGCAACAAAACGACAGCAACAACAACUACACCUGCUCCAACAACGACAACUGCUGCAACAACAACACCUGCUCCAACAACAACGACUGCUGCAACAACGACACCUGCUCCAACAACGAGAACUACAGCAACAACAACACCUGCUCCAACAACCACGACUGCGGCAACAACAACACCUGCUCCAACAACAACAGCAGCAACAACAACUACACCUGCUCCAACAACAACAACUACAGCAACAACUACACCUGCUCCAACAACGACAGCAGCAACAACAACUACACCUGCUCCAACAACAACAACUACAGCAACAACAACACCUGCUCCAACAACCACGACUGUGGCAACAACAACACCUGCUCCAACAACAACAGCAGCAACAACAACUACACCUGCUCCAGCAACAACAACUGCAGCAACAACUACACCUUCUCCGGCUACAACGACAGCAGCUACAGCUACACCUACUUCAACAACAACAACGUCAUCAACAACAACACCUGCUCCAACAACAACGACAGCAGCAACAACUACACCUGCUCCGACAACAACAACAGCAGCAACAACUACACCUGCUCCAUCAACAACAACUGCUGCAACAACAACACCUGCUCCAACAACGACUGCUGCAACAACGACACCUGCUCCAACAACGACAACUACUCCAACAACAACGACUGCUGCAACAACGACACCUGCUCCAACAACGACAACUACAGCAACAACAACACCUGCUCCAACAACAACAAGUGUGGCAACAACAACUACACCUACUCCAACAACAACAACUACAGCAACAACAACACCUGCUCCAACAACAACUACAACAACAACUACACCUGCUCCAACAACGACAACCGCUGCAACAACAACACCUGCUCCAACAACAACGACUGCUGCAACAACGACACCUGCUCCAACAACGACAACUACAGCAACAACAACACCUGCUCCAACAACCACGACUGUGGCAACAACAACACCUGCUCCAACAACAACAGCAGCAACAACAACUACACCUGCUCCAGCAACAACAACUGCAGCAACAACAACUACAGCAACAACAACACCUGCUCCAACAACAACAAGUGUGGCAACAACAACUACACACUACUCAACAACAACAACUACAGCAACAACAACACCUGCUCCAACAACAACUGGUGCGCCGACAACAACAACAACAGCAGCAACAACUACUUCUACUCUGACAACGACAACGACAGCAACAACAACUACACCUGCUCCAACAACGACAACCGCUGCAACAACAACACCUGCUCCAACAACGACAACUACAGCAACAACAACACCUGCUCCAACAACCACGACUGUGGCAACAACAACACCUGCUCCAACAACAACAGCAGCAACAACAACUACACCUGCUCCAGCAACAACAACUGCAGCAACAACUACACCUUCUCCGACAACAACGACAGCAGCUACAACUACACCUACUUCAACAACAACAACGUCAUCAACAACAACACCUGCUCCAACAACAACGACAGCAGCAACAACUACACCUGCUCCAACAACAACAGCAGCAACAACAACUUCUUCUGCUCCAACAACAACAACUACAGCAACAACUACACCUGCUCCAACAACGACAAAUGCAGCAACGACAACUAUAGCCACAAUGACACCUGCUCCAACAACAACGACUGCAGCAACCACUACACCUGCUCCGACAACAACAACUACAGCAACAACAACACCUGCUCCAACAACAACUAGUGCGCCGACAACAACAACAGCAGC
Messenger RNA from Siniperca chuatsi (mandarin fish), 2725 nucleotides. RefSeq names its product putative mediator of RNA polymerase II transcription subunit 12. The annotation marks the transcript as partial. Lineage: Eukaryota; Metazoa; Chordata; Actinopteri; Centrarchiformes; Sinipercidae. The transcript is spliced from 5 exons. The record is from RefSeq and is a predicted model, not a curated record.